Messenger RNA from Chroicocephalus ridibundus (black-headed gull), 7093 nucleotides. It is a transcript of the gene APBB2, whose product is annotated as amyloid beta precursor protein binding family B member 2. Gene Ontology annotation, biological process: regulation of DNA-templated transcription. The transcript is spliced from 17 exons. The coding region runs from base 418 to 2715 and encodes 765 amino acids. Gene Ontology annotation, cellular component: cytoplasm; nucleus. Lineage: Eukaryota; Metazoa; Chordata; Aves; Charadriiformes; Laridae. Gene Ontology annotation, molecular function: amyloid-beta binding; transcription factor binding. The record is from RefSeq and is a predicted model, not a curated record.
GCGGCGGCCGGCGGCGGCGGUCGGAAUCGUUUCCUGGGUAAAGCGCAGCGGGCUGGGAAGCGUUUCCGGAAGGCUGGCCGCAUCCCGCAGCGGGCUACCGGCGCCUCCGGGGCGGGCGGCUGAGCGGUGAGGCGGGCAGCAGGGAUUGCUUUGGCCAGUGAGAAGGAGAAAGCCCACCAGCUUGUUAUCAACACGAGGGGCUGCGCUGUGCUGGAGAAGUGUUCCCUGGUGCUGCGUGGGGGCUCUCUCAGUUGAAAUGAGGAGACUGUCUUGAAAAUCUUUCCCAAUUUCUGCAGUGACCUGAGGGGGUGCUGGUGCUCUGGUACGGACUUGCCACCAACGCGCUGGGGAGAUUAAGCAUUUCGAUCCGUACUUUGAAAGCAGCUGACAGCGUGCGGUAAUGUGCUGACUGGCACUAUGGGCAGGCGGUACCCGGGGGCUCACUAUCGGCCAAGCAGCUCAUUCGAUUCCGGCGUGGACGCAUUGGCAGUGUUUAUGGCAAGCAGCAGCACGACAGAUGUUGUGAACCGCAACAACCCCGCCACCCCACCGAACACCCUUAACCUGCGCUCCUCUCAUAACGAACUUCUGAAUGCGGAAAUUAGGCACACAGAGACCAAGAACAGCACUCCUCCGAAAUGCAGGAAAAAAUACGCGCUGACUAACAUUCAGACAGCCAUGGGUCUUUCCGACCCUGCGGCGCAGCCCCUUCUGGGGAACAGCUCUGCCAAUAUAAAGCUGGUGAAGAAUGGAGAAAACCAGCUCAGGAAAGCCGCCGAACAGGGACAGCAGGAUCCCAACAAAAACCUCAGUACCACUGCGGGCGUAAACGUAACUUCUGAGAAGUUUGAAGGGAAAGAGCCGAUCCCACAGGAUUCCUCUGGCUCUGAAAUACUACCUUCGCAGCCAAGGAGGACCAAGAGCUUCCUGAAUUACUAUGCGGAUCUAGAGACAUCUGCUAGAGAGCUAGAGCAGAGUUUUGUUGCAAUGGAAGAUAAAUCUGCACAAAGCAACAGCCAGGCUUCUACCGUUAUUGUCAAUGGCGAAGUCCUGCCCCGGAAACAAAACAAGAUGUCGAGCCCAGAGGAUGGCCAAGUUGCCACGGUGUCGUCAAGCCCUGAGACUAAGAAAGACCACCCAAAAACUGGGGCCAAAACAGAUUGCGCCCUCCACAGAAUUCAAAACCUGGCCCCAAGCGAUGAGGACUCCAGCUGGACUACGUUGUCCCAGGACAGCGCCUCGCCGAGCUCGCCUGACGAAACAGCAGAUAUAUGGAGUGAUCAUUCAUUUCAGACAGACCCAGACUUACCACCUGGCUGGAAAAAAAUCAAUGACAUUGCUGGGAUCUACUACUGGCACAUACCAACAGGAACAACUCAAUGGCAACGUCCCGAGUCCAUCCCAACAGAUCUCCAGGGUUCACGAAAAGGAUCACUUGGUUCCAUUACUCCAUCUCCUACUCCAGAAACUGAGAAACAGCCAUGGAGUGAUUUUGCUGUACUGAAUGGGGGAAAGAUUAAUAGUGACAUUUGGAAGGAUCUGCAUGCAGCCACUGUGAACCCAGACCCAAGUCUGAAAGAGUUUGAAGGAGCAACGUUACGCUAUGCCUCUUUGAAGCUCAGAAAUGGUCAGCAAUCUGAUGAUGAUGAUUCUUGUAGCAUCAACAGUGAUCCAGAAGCCAAGUGCUUUGCUGUGCGAUCUCUGGGCUGGGUAGAAAUGGCAGAAGAAGAUCUUGCUCCUGGAAAAAGUAGUGUUGCUGUGAACAAUUGCAUCAGACAACUCUCUUACUGUAAAAACGACAUCAGAGAUACUGUCGGCAUUUGGGGAGAGUUGCAGGGCAAAGACAUGUACCUUAUACUGGAAAAUGACAUGCUGAACCUGAUUGACCCCAUGGACCGCACAGUUCUCCAUUCGCAGCCCAUUGUGAGCAUCCGAGUCUGGGGCGUGGGGCGUGACAACGGCCGAGACUUUGCUUAUGUGGCAAGAGACAAAGAUACAAGAAUUCUGAAAUGUCAUGUGUUUCGAUGUGACACACCCGCAAAAGCCAUCGCCACAAGUUUACACGAAAUCUGCUCAAAGAUUAUGGCCGAACGGAAGAAUGCUAAAGCUAUGGCUUGCAGCUCAUUGCAAGACAGGACAAAUGUCACCCUUGAUGUUCCUCUGCAAGUAGAUUUCCCAACACCAAAGACGGAACUGGUGCAGAAGUUCCACGUCCAGUACCUGGGCAUGUUACCUGUAGCUAAACCUGUGGGAAUGGAUACUCUGAAUAGUGCCAUUGAAAGUCUGAUGGCUUCCUCGAGCAAAGAAGACUGGAUGCCAGUUACCAUGAAUGUUGCUGAUGCUACUGUCACAGUCAUCAAUGAACGAAAUGAAGAGGAAAUCAUGGUGGAGUGUCGUGUGCGGUUCCUGUCCUUCAUGGGAGUAGGCAAGGACGUUCACACGUUCGCCUUCAUUAUGGACACAGGAAACCAACAUUUUGAGUGCCACGUUUUCUGGUGCGAACCAAAUGCAGGCAACGUGUCAGAAGCUGUUCAGGCUGCUUGUAUGUUGCGGUAUCAGAAGUGCUUAGUGGCCAGACCUCCUUCCCAGAAAGUCCGACCGCCCCCACCUCCUGCAGACUCGGUGACCAGAAGAGUUACGACCAACGUAAAAAGAGGAGUCUUGUCCCUCAUUGACACUUUGAAACAGAAACGCCCGGUCACCGAGAUGCCAUAGCUGCGUAAGAGGGAAGAUUCUCCUGACGUUUAACUGAAGAUAACAGUAGCUACACUAAGGAAAAUGAACUGACGAUGUCUGGCCUUCCAUUUCAAAUUGCUGAUGCUUGGUCUUCAGAGAAUUUACCCUUAUCGAAACAAUGUUAGACAAGCAUGUUCUCUCGUUCUUGCCACCAUCGUGUGAUAUGAAAAGAAGCAUGAAUAAUUUUUUUUGCUGUCAGUGAGUUACAUCAUGAGCAAUGGAAGGUCUGUUUGUUUGUAAAUACAUGAACAUUGCCUAAACUCACAAACACACACACACAAAAAAAGAAUAUGGCCACAUCCCUCCCAGUGAACUCGUGCUAAAGUCCUUGGAGUGAAUGAUGCCUGAGUUGAUAGUUUCACCGUCUUGAGCUGGAUUUGUCACAAACCAAUCUUAAAUCCUACAGCACUUGGCUCUGUUUUCAACACUGGAGUGUAGGUACCAAGUAUUAGCUACCAUCGAAUUACUGUAGAUUAAAUACCAAGUUUUAUUUUUUACAGAACUACACCUGUUAGUUUUAAAUUGUUCGUCAGCAUUGGUCUAGCAACCACUUUGACGUCUCCCUGACAUGCUUUUGAAUCACGGUGUCAUCAUUUCGUCUCCUGGUUAUACAUUAUGGUCUUAGAGAAGAAUCGUGUUUAAUAUGAAACCAACGCUGAAAAAUCUCAGAGGUGUUUUCAGCGAUUGAGUUGCAGGGUGAGCCACUGAAGCUUUUCAGCUUUACGUCUACAAGCGCACCUGUUGGCUGUUAAAUUUAUUCUCCUAAAUCUGUCAUUAGUUCAUCAAAAAUACCAUUUGUUUCACGCAGGGCUCAUACCAAUCAGGAGCAAGAAGGAACUAGUCAGUAAUUUUACUAUCUUAAAACUUUUACUGAGACUAAACUGUUCCAUACCCGAUCCAUACGAGUGUUUGAUGAAAUGUUCGAUUUAGCGUCUGCUUGCACCGUUCCCCCUUCCCCUCAGAGUUUGUUGCUGAAUACUUAACAUGCCACAGAAAGAACUAUCAUGUUCCUCGUUAUUUACAAAAUUCCCUGAAAUUUCAUUACUUUUAAUGCUCUUGUGACAAAAUAAGAGGGCUGUUUUCUCCCGGGAUAGUGCUUCAGGUGGUACAACCCAGUUUUAGUGCUUUUGCUCCAAAGGCGUCAUCCAAUUGCUCUGAUCCCCACGCCGCUUCCCGCAGCCCCUGACAAAGCCAGCCCGGUGCUGCCCCUUAAAAUUGUGCCUCAGGCUCACGUUCAAACGCAGUUACCCGUCUGCAGUCUCUCCCUCUGCCGUCUUCUGUCUAGACCUGCAGAUUGGUACGCAUCUUGGAAAUGGAACGGUAAAGAUAUUUUUAACUAGUGUUAAAAAUGUUUUGCCUCCGUUUAUAGAUGUGUUCCAAAUUCUGAACUGUCUCCCAAGACUGCAGAUCUGGUCAUAACUGUAAUUUUAAAAGAACAUCGUCAAGGUUGUUAUUACAAGAACUCUUUUAUUUUACUGUGUGAGAGACUGUUACAAACAAACUAUUAUCUUUUUAUUUCCUUGUUUAAAGGAAUUAACAGCAGCACCUGGGCAAAGCAAGUUAGGAACACAAGGGGAAAAGAAUGAGGAUUCCAGAAAUUUCUGCAUUGAAAAAUGCAGAGAAAUCAUUACGCUAAAGUCGGCCUGCUGUAUGAGCAGGUGUCAGCCGAGUGCUAGCUAUGCAACUGUUGUCAUUAAAUUUAGCUCUGUAGAAUACCCUCUGAAGAGUGGAUCCUCCACCGAUCUCGCGUCUCUCUCUGACCGUGAUUCUGCACCGAAGCAAUGGUUUCCCCUCCCAAGGCUCACCACCUACUCAUCUGCUGUGCACCACCUCCUUUGGCCAGCUGGAGGAGAAGCUGCUCACGGCAGGUAGGCAGGAGAGCGGGCAGGCGUGGGGAUGCCAACAAACCCGCUCCUUCUGGCACUACCAAUGGUUUGAGCCGCCCACGGGGCCAGAUCUCGGGGCGUGGAGAGGGCAGCGUGCGUAGGUGCUUGGUUAGUUCAGCAUUGAUCCCUGCGACCUCUGCUGGGAGCAGCAGGAAAACUCACUUCCUGCCAUGGCUGCUGUCAAAAUGGGUGGCUUUUGGUAGAAUCGUGAGGUUGAGAGAGAAAAGCUUCCUUAUCCAUCAUCAUGCUAGCGAGUCAAACUUUAUUUUGUUUUAAAUUACAGAAAAUACUUUUGACAGAGUCAUUUUAAAAGUUCCAGCUGGAAGCGCCAGGAUUUGGGCUUUGCAGCUGUUCAACGACAGUGAAUUCUAAACAGUAGAAUUAAAUUUUGUAGCUGCAUCUGCGCGGUGCUCAUUCUCCCCAGGAGAGAGCCGCAGCCUUUAAAACUAAGGCAGCGCUUGGCAAGCAGCAACGUGCAGGUUCUCCUACAUGGGUGGUGUCAAGGCUGUGAACAUCUAGUGACCUUUCACUAGCAAAGGGCGUGCAAUUGCAGGACGGGCUGAGGAGAAGACAGAAAGGUGUUUGCAAAGCCGUAGGUCGCUUCCCAAGAUAUGUUUUUAGAGUUUGGUGUCUGUUAACAAAAAUGCUGUUGACUUUUGCAAAUAUUGAAGUGGUGCGCUUAAUGGUCUUGGCUAUAUGUGGCCUUUUUGCUUCAGUAGAGCUCCUUCUUCUCCAAAAGAUUAAAAAUACACCCAGGUGUUUGCGGAAUCAGAGCCUAAUAUUGCAAAGCCAGUUAUCUUUUGUUAAACAAUAUAUUAAGACACUUUUUUUCCCCAUGGCCAAAAAAGUAUGUAUGGGGUACGUGUGUGUGUUGGAGCAACUGCCGCUGUUUUAGUUGAUGUUAUCGCGACCCUUCAGUUAUCUAUGCAUUUUUUUAUAAUACCUAGUGAUUCUGUAGGCAGGCAGCCAUGUUCACUAUGCCUUGUAUGUCUGAUGCCAUAUUUUAAAUUAACCUGUUAAAUACAGCUUAAAAUAUUUUUAUUUUAUUUAUUCUAUUUUUACUGAAAUAUCCUGCAUUAUUAUGUUGAUGUAUUGUCUUUACUGGACGUGCUCUUGUAACAUUCUCCACUCUGUACACUAUAGGUUGCCUCAAAAAAGGCGGGCUUUGUAAUUAUUUGUAGUCACAUUUUUAUUGACGUCUGUAGAAAAACCAUGUAAAGCAAAGCUAAUUUCUUAAUUUUUUUUUCAAUGUGAGUAGUAAGUUAGAGGUAAGUAUCACAAUGUCAGUCAUGUCAUUAGUACGCUCCCUUGCGGAAGCAAGGAGACUUAUAUUCACGGUCAGCAACUAACAGAUAAAAAAAAAGCCUUUCUUUCGCAAUCUGCAGUGCUGGCUGUAGGUUUUAUUUAAGCUGUUCCAGCUGGAGGGGAGCAGCGGGGUGGGGGAGACACAAGGCUGGCGGGGCCACCUGCAGGGCGCUUAAACAGGAGUCACAAAAGCUGCGUGGAAGGGCAGGGAAUCCAUUCACAGCAAAAGGAGCUCGUAGUCACCUCUGCCUGCUGCCGUCACCUGCCCUUUCCCGACAGAGGAAGAAAAGCUGCGGAGCAUCUCAUGGCUUACCCCACUUCUGGGUCAUCAAGAGUUCUACAUCCCUUUUCUUUUAAUUUUAGCAAACUUUCAUAGAUCAUUUAACUGGGGAUCUGAAAUUGUUAGUAAAUCACCCAUGGAAAAGAGAACUUUCUUAUUUCAACAGCUAAUAUGGGCUCAGCCUUUACAGCAUUACCAUUAACCCCAUUACUCCUUUCUCGGGCAGGUUAAUUAAUACAUUGCUAAAACUUGGGCUGUGCAGUCAGCAAAAGCAGGUUUGAUUUAAGAGCAGGAAGAAGGAAACACCCACCGGUUAUUAGCAGAGCUCGGUCUCACGGCAAGCACCUGACUGACCCCGAAAAGGACAGCCUUUCCCUGCUGUUGACCACUUCUCCACAUUUAAAUGUAAUCUGUUCUGAGAAUAAAUUUAGCUGCAUAAAAUGACUGUCUCAACUGUUACUGGUCCAUGAAGUCCAUGAAAGUGGGAGAUUAUUUCUUUUGUUCCGAAUUGUGGUGGAGGGGAGGGAAAAACAGACGGGUUGUUGAGAGGCAACAGCAGUACAAUGGACUCUUCUUAUCUGUAAAGCUGCAUCAGCGGGUUUGAGUUGAAAAUUACAAGUACCUCGCUGGAGUACAGCAAAUUACUUACAUAAGAUACAGGUUUACUGUAAAAAGUCAUUGAGCUGACUCAGCCAUUGAACCGAGCGCACAGGCUUCUACCUACAAACCGCCUGCAGUCAGCCCCCGGCGUUGCCACCAGGUGUUGUUCUGCUGACCUGCACAGCCAACUUCUUCACAACCAGCUCGUCGCUGUUCUUGGCAAGACAGGGAGAUUUGGACUGGUGUAGCCUCUGUACGACUCCUGAAAGCAAGACCAGGCCAACUG